This is a messenger RNA of Dioscorea cayenensis subsp. rotundata (Guinea yam), 822 nucleotides long. Its product is annotated as mannose-specific lectin CEA-like. The record is from RefSeq and is a predicted model, not a curated record. The transcript has a single exon. NCBI's taxonomy places the organism in Eukaryota, Viridiplantae, Streptophyta, Magnoliopsida, Dioscoreales, Dioscoreaceae. The coding region runs from base 1 to 822 and encodes 273 amino acids.
AUGGCUAUCCAAUCCCUAAUCCCCAAUCUCCUCCUCCUUCUCCUCCUCCCAGCCCUCCCCUUUUCCCUCUCCGACUACGUCCUCUACAGCGGCGAAGUCCUCACCCCCGGCCAAAACCUCACCAAUGGCGAUUUCCAGCUUUCUCUCCAACCCAAUUGCGAGCUCAUCAUUACCGACGCUGUGAAAACCAUCUGGCGUGCCAACACCUCCGGCCAGGGCUCCGAUUGCUACCUCGGCUUCAAACACAACGGCGAGCUCGUCGUCCGCCACGGCGUCCACUACAUCCUCUGGUCCUCCGGCGUGAAAUCCAAAAAAGGUAAGUACGCUCUCCUCCUCGAUUCCAACGGCAAGCUCAACAUCUUCGGCCAGAGACGCUGGAUUAGCAACAACCAAAAGGUUUUGGGGGAAAACAACAUGAGAACAGUGAUCACAACUGAGUAUGUUCUUCAUUCCGGCCAUCGAUUGAAUCCUGGGAAACACCUCAGUUAUCAAAAUUUGACCUUUGGGUUGUCCCAUUGCAAUCUGGUGAUCAACGACACGGAUUCGGGGAGGAUUUUGUGGCAAACUAAUACGAAAGCUCGUGGGUGCUAUGUUCAAUUGGAUGCGAAUGGGGAGCUGACAGUGAAGCAUUCAAAGCAGAGGUUGUGGAGUAGUAACAAGAGAGGUGAUAAUGGAGCUUAUAUUGGAGUUCUUAGAUAUGAUGGUAGGUUUGGUGUUUAUGGUCCUUUGCUUUGGGACAGUGAUAAGAAGGAUACUGUUGAUGCUUUGGAUUUUAAUGGAGGUUUUGUGGGUGAUGAUGAUGAUGAUGUUCAGGUUCUGUAG